Molecule: messenger RNA, 1101 nt
Organism: Pteronotus mesoamericanus
Lineage: Eukaryota; Metazoa; Chordata; Mammalia; Chiroptera; Mormoopidae
Gene: AEN
Product: apoptosis enhancing nuclease
Exons: 4
Coding region: 127-1101 (324 amino acids)
Biological process (GO): intrinsic apoptotic signaling pathway in response to DNA damage by p53 class mediator
Cellular component (GO): nucleus
Molecular function (GO): exonuclease activity; nucleic acid binding
Source: RefSeq, a predicted model, not a curated record
GUGGGAACUACCGGCUGCCUGGACGCCACGUGCCGGCGGGUGGAGAAGCGUCCGGGCUUCAGGGUGCUGCAACGUCGGAAGAUUACCUCCCAGGCCUCCUUCGCCCUGAGAGGUGAGCAGAUUGGGAUGGUACCUGGGGAAGCCCCUGAGUCUGCCCAGUGCCUGUGCCCUUCGCUGGCUGGCCCGAAUGCCAAGGAUGUGCUUCGGAGAAAACACAAGCGAAAGAGCCGACAGCACCAGCGGUUCAUGGCCCGGAAGGCCUUGCUGCAGGAGCAGGGGCUGCGGAGCGCACCCCCAGAGCCAGCAUCCUCCCCACCGCCCGUGCCAUGGGGGGCACCGCCGGGCACUGAGGCUGCCGGCCGUGGGAGGCAGCAUCCCAGGGAUGGAUCCGGAGGUGCCCCGGGCAGCGGAAAGUCCACCCCCAGGGAAUGUGCUGGGCCCUGGCCCAGCAAGUGCGUGGCUAUCGACUGUGAGAUGGUGGGCACGGGACCCCGAGGGCGGGUGAGUGAGCUGGCCCGCUGCUCUGUGGUGAGUUACCACGGUGACGUCCUCUACGACAAGUACAUCCGGCCUGAGAUGCCCAUCGUGGACUACCGCACUCGCUGGAGCGGCAUCACUCGGCAGCACAUGAGCAAGGCCAUCCCCUUCCAGGUGGCCCAGAAAGAGAUCCUCAAGCUCCUGAAGGGCAAGGUGGUGGUGGGGCACGCCCUGCACAACGACUUCAAGGCCCUCAAGUACGUCCACCCUCGGAGCCAGACGCGGGACACCACGUACGUCCCCAACCUCCUGAGCCAGCCUGGUCUCCACACCCGGACCCGGGUCUCUCUCAAGGACCUGGCCCUGCAGCUGCUGCACAAGAAGAUCCAGGUGGGCCAGCACGGGCACUCGUCGGUGGAAGAUGCCGCAACGGCCAUGGAGCUGUACCGGCUAGUGGAGGUGCAGUGGGAGCGGCAGGAGGCCGGCCGCUGCGCCCGCCCCGAGGACAGGGAGCCUGACAGCAGCACGGACAUGGAGCAGUACAUGGAGGACCAGUACUGGCCCGAGGACCUGGGCGCGGGCACCGGCGGUGGGAAGGGGGAGACCCAGGGCAGGAGGGUGUGA